AGAGACAGAGAAGAAGAAGAAGAAGAAGAGGAAGAGGAGGAGGAGGAGGAGGAGGAAGAAGGAAGAAAACAGUGGCUGCCUCCGGAGGAAAGAAGAGUGCAGGCGCCUCGUCGACCAGAAGCAGCGGUGCAAUGGCUCAGUCGGCUGCUAACGGCGUGGACCAGGACCUGGCCAGCAAGAGGCUGCACUCACGGAUGGAGGCCUCCUGCUUGGAGUUGGCCUUGGAAGGAGAGCGGCUGUGCAAGGCUGGAGACUUUAAAGGGGGCACAGCGUUUUUUGAGGCGGCCGUGCAGGUCGGCACAGAAGACCUGAAGACCCUCAGUGCCAUCUACAGCCAGCUGGGCAAUGCUUACUUCUACCUCAAAGAGUAUGGCAAAGCCCUGGAAUACCACAGACACGACCUUACCUUGGCCAGAACGAUAGGAGACCGGAUUGGAGAAGGAAAAGCCAGUGGGAACCUUGGUAACACAUUAAAAGUGUUGGGUCGCUUCGACGAGGCUGUUGUGUGCUGUCAGAGACAUUUGGAUAUUUCUCAAGAGCAGGGGGACAAGGUGGGAGAGGCCCGAGCACUGUACAACAUAGGGAAUGUGUUUCACGCGAAGGGAAAACAGCAGUUAUGGGGCUGCACCCAGGAACCAGGGGACUUGCCGGCCGACGUCAGAGACACGCUGCAAAGGGCCACUGGCUUUUAUGAGAUGAAUUUGUGUUUGGUCAAAGAACUCGGAGACCGAGCUGCUCAGGGGAGAGCCUACGGGAACCUGGGCAACACCCACUAUCUGCUGGGAAACUUUGUCGAAGCAAUCAAGUUUCACCGGCAGCGAUUGUCCAUCGCCAAAGAGUUCGGGGACAAGGCAGCGGAGCGGCGGGCGUACAGCAACCUGGGCAAUGCCCAUAUAUUCCUUGGUCAGUUCAACACAGCCACAGAGUACUACAGGAAAACUCUGCAACUGUCCAGGCAGCUGCGGGACCAGGUGAUGGAGGCCCAGGCCUGUUACAGCCUGGGAAACACCUGCACUCUUUUGCAACAGUAUGAGUGGGCCGUAGACUACCACCUGAAACACCUGUACAUUGCCCAGGAGCUUAUUGAUAGGGUUGGUGAGGGCCGUGCUUGCUGGAGUCUGGGAAAUGCCUACGUGUCUUUAGGGAACAACAAACAAGCUCUCCACUAUGCCCGGAAGCACCUGGACAUCUCUAAAGAGAUCAGAGACAGAAAUGGGGAACUGACGGCCAGGAUGAACGUGGAGCAGCUGAUGGAGGCUCUGGGGGUCAACGAGAGCGACCUCUCGCCCUCCAGUUCAGAGUUUGAGAUGCAAGGAGCCCGACCCAAAUUCACCGAGAGAAACAGCAUGGACAGUGUCGAGCUGUGGAAGUACUCUUCAUAUAAGAAUGGUGAGAACCAGGACUUGGAAAGUAUUCCCAGGGGAGCCAAGAGUCAGCUGUCGCAGCCCGGCAAAAGGAAAGGCUAUCCCGACAGUCAGUCGUCAGACGAACGGCCUUGGUUGGACUCGCCAUUAGACACCGACGACAUCACCGUGCAAGUCCCGCCUCCAGGGGCAAAGCUGGGCCGUGACCCCUCCGAUGAAGACUGCUUCUUCGACCUCCUCAGCAAGUUCCAGAGCAGCCGCAUGGACGACCAGCGCUGCCAUCUUGAUGAUGCGCAGAACGGGGACGACGGAGAGGGUGCUGCAAACGCCCUGCCACCUUUGAAUGAGAUGAUAGAUUCUACAAUUACCACUUCCCCCCAGACCGAGGAGCUGUUUGAUUUGAUCGCCAGCUCCCAGAGCCGCCGUCUCGACGACCAGCGGGUUAAUGUCGGUAACCUUCCUGGCCUGAGGAUUACCCAUAACAACCUGGGGCACCUGGUGGGCGAGGGAGACCACCAAGAACCCAGUGAUGACUUCUUCAACAUGCUUAUCAAGUGCCAGUCCUCCAGGAUCGACGACCAGCGGUGCUCCCCGCCAGAAGUGGGCCCCCACGCCCCCACGGUGCCCGAUGAGGACUUCUUCAGUCUAAUCCAGAGGGUGCAGGCUAAGCGCAUGGACGAGCAGCGCGUCCGGCUGCCUGCAGAGGACGAGGACGGUGCAGAGUCCCCCGACCCGGAGCCGCCGGGCGGGUUCCCCAGCUAGGACUCGGUGAAUAACACUGCACAAGUUCACGUCAGAGAAAGUAAACGCAGAGGAAACGAAAGAAGGACGCGCCGACAGAUUUUUAAAAAAAGGCACCUGAGGCCGAACCGACACGUUUUUUUAAUGCAAGACGAAUUCCAUGUGCAAUAGGUGGUGGUGCCCUAUCAAGUGUUACGCGGUGUGUUAUGUUCUAUAUAUGUGUAAAUAUAACCAGAAACAAGCAGAUUUCAAGUUUGGUGGUUAAGAGAAGGUGGAAAAAAAGAUAAGCAGUAAGUUUGAAAUGAUUUACUCAAUACGAUGCCUUAAUCAGCAUUUUUUCUGACUCAAGAUUGUAUUCACUGGUGUCGGCUGUGGUUCGUAGCAGCGCACGAUGGGCAUACAGGACAACACAAGUGAUUUGUGUCGCGUGAGUCGAGGCAAUCGCAAAAAUGCAAUGACAGAAGCAGUUAGAAAAAAAAUAUAAGAGAAAUUUGCACUGAAAUGUAAUCAGUUGCAACAAAAUGUGUCAGUCCAGUCGCAAUCCGAUCAAUGCUGCUUUUAUCAUUUCGAUUUUUGUGUUUCCCACUGCUCACAGAGAACUGGUGUUAUUCAUGCAGCAACAGUAUUCAGGCCGUGACCCUCCGGUGUUUAACAAACUGCUCUGGUCAGUACGAACAGGAUCGAUCGUUACAAAAGUGACAAAAGUACGAUUCACUCUAAUUGACGCGCUGACAAAAGUACGAUUUUCACACACCUUUUAUUCAUGUGAGUUUUUAUGCAUUUUUUAAAAACGCAUUCGUCCUCCUCAACACAGUAUACGUUAACCGAGGGUUACUGAGCAGAUGAUAGGAACUGGCUGCUUUGUUCUGUAGAUUAUAAGAGUUGUGCGAUAAUUCAAGGUCCAGUUUAAUUUCUACUUGGCUUUUUAAAAUGAUGCUGUGUGCGCGCUGCCAAUACCGUUCUGAACGUCCGAUAACAUCCGACUACUUCUCACUGCCAUUAAUAUUAACUAACUAAAAAUAAGUUAAGUAGUAAAUACAAGUAGUAAUAGAACCGGAUGCGUAGCGUGUGUGCUAAAUAUUUUGAAGAAUCGUCAUACCAUGAACAAUGUUGAGUUUCUAGCUAGUGGUGCCGGUGCCUCCCUGUGGUCAAAAUGUUGUAUUACUUCCGUGAAAUCGGUUGGGGGAUGAAUAUGUGUUAUGACACUCUGCUCCAAAUAUGAUAACUGUGAGAAUUUUCCUCUGGUUUCAGCCACAAGGCUUUGCUAACUUGUCCCAUAAAUGUGGAGAUUUCUUUGCAACAGCACAUUUGAAACGAGGUUGGGCCCAUUGUACAUUCCUAUCCAUUUGUUGUGAUGAAAACAAGGGGACUAAGAAAUUGUAGAAAGGAAAUUUGAAUUUUAAUGGAAGGGGCAAAAAAAAGGGAGAAAUUGAUUUUACCUGUGCGGUUCGCUUUUUAUCCAGAAUUAGUGCUUACCUCAUUUUUGUACCUCAAACCCUGUACCUUAUUGGAGAUGCUGAACCAGGACGGCUCGUGUUCCAACUGUGGUGGUUACGUUUGAUUCGGCUGUCUUUGAUAAACAACAUAUUGGGAAUGACAUUUAAUAUUUCCGUCUUCUGUUUUUAUUUUUUGUCAAUUAACAUUUUUAGAAAGUACCCGGUACGCUUCUGUUCGUCUCUUGCCAUAAUUUGUACAUAUAAAUAUAUUUUGUAUUUAUGUUCCAAUUCGGGGACAUGAAUAUGUCCCUUCAUGCUUUUAAUAAAAAUGUUUCAGAUGUUU
Molecule: messenger RNA, 3884 nt
Organism: Scophthalmus maximus (turbot)
Lineage: Eukaryota; Metazoa; Chordata; Actinopteri; Pleuronectiformes; Scophthalmidae
Gene: gpsm1b
Product: G protein signaling modulator 1b
Exons: 14
Coding region: 132-2126 (664 amino acids)
Molecular function (GO): protein binding; GTPase regulator activity
Source: RefSeq, a predicted model, not a curated record